Messenger RNA from Phycomyces blakesleeanus NRRL 1555(-), 1574 nucleotides. RefSeq lists its product as hypothetical. Gene Ontology annotation, biological process: ubiquitin-dependent protein catabolic process; establishment or maintenance of cell polarity. NCBI's taxonomy places the organism in Eukaryota, Fungi, Mucoromycota, Mucoromycetes, Mucorales, Phycomycetaceae. Gene Ontology annotation, cellular component: MUB1-RAD6-UBR2 ubiquitin ligase complex. The coding region runs from base 78 to 1511 and encodes 477 amino acids. The record is from RefSeq and is a predicted model, not a curated record. The transcript is spliced from 2 exons.
GCGAACCUGCUCGUGCCAUCUCAUCUACUCAAUCUCUUUUAAUCAAGGCCGGUUUUCUAUCUUUUAAUCAGUAGAUCAUGCGUGAACCCAACUUUAGCGUCCCAUCACAACAUAAGGCAGCGGUCGUUAUCUCGUCGACACUGUACGAUCGACGGGCACUGGAUUGCACAGCGACACUUCCAUUGGUAAACUCGCUGACUCACCUGGCUUACAUGACGUCGACAUCACCACGCAUACGAGAGAUCCUUGCAACAGAUGGUGGACUAGAAAGACUGGUGAAGAUUCUGGCUACUUGUCAACACACAGACCGACGGUCGCUGUGGAAGUGGUCACUUGCGUUUCAGUGUGUGGUAAAUGUGGGUGUUCGUGGGACAGAGACGAUCCGGACCCGUGUGGUAAAUGCAGGCACGAUCCAUAUUGUGCUGGCGAUCCUAGAGAACUUUAUGGAUGCACUGGAGAAAGUCAAGCUUGAAAAAGAUGAACGCAAGCCAGACACUACAGUCACUGCUCUCAGUUUGCCUACUAUGCCCUUGCAUCCUUCUAGGUCUACACCCAUCACCCCCCGGAGACUUUUCAAUCUUCCCGACUCUUCUAUUCUCUCCUCUACGACAACCACAAUAGUUCCUUUUUCUACACCCACUCGCCGCACCUUCAUCAUCCGCACACCCAAAACAAAGCCAAAAACAAAACCCUCAUCCACCAGUGCUUUUAUUCCUCUCCUCUCCAACCUCACUCCCGAUGCUGUAAUUCAUCGUGAAGACGACAUUAUUCUAUCUCUUCAGCUUCUCGCCUAUCUAUCUAAAUACCCUCAGCUACGUCAGGCACUUCACACCAACCAUCAUCGUAAUGUUUUUUCUGUAGUCGAGAAAUUCACCCACCGUUUCCACCCGACCUCUAUCAUUUACUGGGCAGGUGUCAUUAUGCGCAAUGCUUGCCGCAAAGAUGAAACACAAGGUGGUCGACGACAAUGUGCCCACAUGCAGUGCGGUAAAUGGGAGCAGUAUCCACGCGAGUUUGCAAAAUGUCGACGGUGUCGCAAGGCAAAAUAUUGCUCCAAAUCCUGUCAGUCUAAGGCUUGGGCCGAGGGGCAUAGGUGGUGGUGUGUUGAAAGGACUCAAUCAGCCAAUUCUCCAGCCACCAAUGCACCCCUCAACACCACAGCUGCUGUAGUUGCAGCAGCUGUGGCGGCAGCUCCUCAGCUGCCAACAGUUACUGACCAGGUUGUUCCACUCGAUCAAACAACAGGGACUGAAGUAGUACCUAUUACUAUCGAUCAUCAAACUAUUCAAGUAGAUACAGAACCUGUAGAAGAAGACACCCAUCGUUCCUCUCUUUCUAUGAACAGUCCGGAUCAUACUCCAGAUCAGCCUAGGCGUGAUCCACGGCUCUUUUAUCAUCAUCGCAGGCGAAACUCUCGCUCUACUCGUAGCCUUGCCUCAGGCUCGUCUACAGAAGUAGAGGCGGAACCAGACACAACACAGCCACGACAUGACCUUAUGGAUGUCGACUAGAUCUACGCAAUAUCCUCUUAGUUUUUAGCCUAAUCAAUAAACAUCAUCUCUCCCCCCUUCCUC